Molecule: messenger RNA, 1727 nt
Organism: Eupeodes corollae
Lineage: Eukaryota; Metazoa; Arthropoda; Insecta; Diptera; Syrphidae
Gene: fal
Product: deoxynucleoside triphosphate triphosphohydrolase SAMHD1
Exons: 10
Coding region: 342-1502 (386 amino acids)
Biological process (GO): dGTP catabolic process
Cellular component (GO): nucleus
Molecular function (GO): dGTPase activity
Source: RefSeq, a predicted model, not a curated record
CUUCAUAUGAUAUUUUAUUUUGAUUUUACAAAAGUUCCUGAAGCAAAAAUUUAAGAUUUAUUUAAACUAUUAGGUAUUCGUAUCAUCAAAUAAAAUCGCUAAAAAUUUAACAGGGAUUCAAGAGUUACCAAUGGUAUAAUAAAUAAUUUUACUACUUGAAAAAAGCUCCUCUUACUUCACUCAGAGGUUCAUGUUAAAAUCAAAAAGAAAACAAUACGUACAUUAUAUAUGUACAUAUGUAUAUUCACAUAAAAUGUAAGUAUUUUUAAAAUAACUUUCCUUCAACUUAAUUGCAUUCUGAUUGCUGUCAGCACGAUUAUUUCGGAGUAUAAUCAAAACAAAUGUUCAUUAUGGAGUACAACGAUGUUAUCCAUGGAAUCAUUAAUAUUCCAAAUCACAUUCACAAUAUCAUUCAAACGCCACAUUUCCAAAGACUAAAAAAAAUUAAACAACUUGGCUUAGCUUGUAAAACUCUUCCACAAGCAAAUAAUAAUCGUUUUGAACAUUGUAUUGGGACUUAUUAUUUAGCUGACAAAACAAUAGAUGCACUAGAGAAGAAUACCAAAGAUCUUAUGAUACCUGAUUUUUAUAGAAAAGUUGUAACAAUAGCUGCUCUGCUACACGACAUUGGUCAUGGUCCAUUUUCUCAUACGUGGGAAUACAUUUGCUGUGAAAAGUACCAUCACGAAGAGAAUGCUUGUGCAUUCAUAGAUGCAAUAUUUGAAAUUUGCCCCAUAGAUUGGAGUGAAGAUAGAGCUUAUGCCAUAGAAUUGAUUAAAGCUCUUAUUGUAGGCGAUCAUAAAUUCCUUCGAGAUAAAAAAUAUCGUUUUCUAUUCGAUAUUGUAAAUAAUAAAAAUUGCGAUGUAGAUGUUGAUAAAUGGGAUUAUUUGCAACGAGAUUAUUUUUACACAUCACAAAUUCAGACUCCUGAAGUACAUCUGGAUUUUGAAGACGUUUUUUUAAAGGCUCGAGUAAGUGAUGAUAGAUCACGUAUUGAGUACCGUUAUUGUGAUUUUCGUAAGAUUUAUAACAUCUUCGAUGUGAGAACUAAAUUUCACAUACACAUCUAUCGGAGACCAAUUAAUAUUUGUAUGGAAAAAAUAUUAAAAUAUGUUAUGACUUUAUGUGAGGAUGAUUUACAACGAAUAAAUGGAUUGAAAAUAACAGACAUUCGAAGUCAAGAUGUGGAGGCUUUUCUUAAAUUGAACGACGAUGAAGUUUGGAAAAGCUUGAAACGAAUAAAAGAACCGGAAGAAAUUGUUCAACUUAUAAACUGCUUAGAUAAUGUUGGCCUCUACCAAAUACAUCCCGAGACGGACGAUGAAAAGCGCUCGAUUGCAGAUCACAUGAGAGCUGAGAUUCAAAUACCCAAUGCUGGAGAAUCAUUUAAAAGUGAAAAUAUUAUAUUUUACGGAAAUGCAGCAGAAAAACCUACAUUCGAACAAGAAAAAGGAUUCCAUCAAAGUGUUACUUAUUAUAAAAUGAUUUCAGUUUCAACUUAAUUUAUGAUAAAUUAAUUAAAAAUAAACUCAAUUCGAAUAAAACACUGUGAAAAUAUACGAUACUUACAAAGAUUAUCUUUUAGCCAUGUCACUUAUGUCAUAAUCGUUUAUCUUGUCAAACCUUUAUAAAAUGAAAUAACAUAUUAUUAUUUAUGAUUUAUCAAUAGUAAUUUAAUUUGAUAUUGUUUAUGUACUUUAAUAGUUAUAUUCAGUUAUUCAGUUAUU